AUCUAUGCUCACCCGCCCGUCGACAGGCCGCCCCUGUCUCCUGCUUCCGCUCGCAUUGUAGGGUGGUUGAGAGGAAGGAUACCGAAGAGCGAAAAUGGGAGUAGAAAUUGAGACCAUAACUCCGGGCGAUGGACGGACAUUCCCGAAGAAGGGGCAGCGCGUCGUGGUUCACUAUGUCGGCACACUGGCAGAUGGGAAAGUGUUUGACUCUUCGCGGUCCCGGGGGAAGCCGUUCAAAUUCAAGAUUGGACACCAGGAGGUUAUCCGUGGUUGGGAAGAAGGAGUAGCCCAGAUGAGUGUAGGUCAGCGGGCAAAGCUGAUUUGCUCACCAGACUUUGCCUAUGGCAGCAAAGGGCACCCAGGGAUCAUCCCACCCAACGCCACUCUCACCUUCGAUGUGGAGCUGCUGAGCCUGGAAGCCUGAAACUUGUGCACUCACUUUGUUAAAUUCCACUCAAAUUUUCAGGGUUGACUCCUAUCUCGGGAACAUGGAGGAAAUAUGUAAACAGAUGAUUCCUGCUCUUGAUUCCUGCAUAGGACCUAUUCACUAGUUCACUCUCCUUUCCAUUUCGAUGCAUAUUAUGUCGUCACUUGCUUUAAAACUUUAUCCUUCAUACUAUACUUUAGAUUCCAUACAAUAAUAAGUCAUAGGCCAUCCCAUCCCAUGUAUUUUGUCAAAUUAUGCUAUGUAUUUUUGUAUUUUUUUUUCUUUUUCUUUUUUGUUUUAUUUGACUUAAAUUUUGCAAAAUGUGUCUGCCAUCAGGACCAGGUUUUAGAUAAGUGUCAGAACUAUUGAAUCAAUCUCAUUCCUGUGGUUCUGUGGCCUUUUACACAAAAAUUGUAUUGAUUGCGGGUAAUGAAUUGUCUUGAAUAAAAAUAAGAAUAAAUUGUUGUUUGACACAAAUGAUAUUUCUAUGAAUGAACUUUGUGAUACUUGUUAUUUGGCGAAAUUAUAAAAAAAAAAAAAAAAAAAAAAAAAGUAUGGAAUACAUUGUAACCAGGGAUUUAUGAAUCAAGCACAUUUAUGCCAUGAAUAGCCCACAGGUCUCUGCAGAUGUAGAUAUUUCUUUGUCUAUUCUGCAGCAUCAAUUCUUAAUUUAUAUGAGUGAAAUGACUUUAUUGCUCUAACGUUGACAGCUGGACAUUAUGUGUCUUGUUGAUUGCUUGUAAAAAGCCAAAAGAAGGUCUUAUGGGAAAAAUAUUUGGUUUCUGGUGAAAGGUUUCUAAACUUGCAUGGUAAGUUCCCCCACAGAUUUUUAGGCACAUCUUGGGGUUUGUGAUUAUUUUAUUUGAAGGAGUUGUGUGUAACAAGCUUUGGAUGUUGUAAAAGGUCUGUUCAUUACUCUAAACACAUUAAAAAGAGUACUUUUAACACAAA
Molecule: messenger RNA, 1378 nt
Organism: Seriola aureovittata
Lineage: Eukaryota; Metazoa; Chordata; Actinopteri; Carangiformes; Carangidae
Product: peptidyl-prolyl cis-trans isomerase FKBP1A-like
Exons: 5
Coding region: 95-424 (109 amino acids)
Molecular function (GO): peptidyl-prolyl cis-trans isomerase activity
Source: RefSeq, a predicted model, not a curated record